Talaromyces rugulosus is the source of this 1584-nucleotide messenger RNA. RefSeq lists its product as uncharacterized. The record is from RefSeq and is a predicted model, not a curated record. Gene Ontology annotation, molecular function: protein binding. NCBI's taxonomy places the organism in Eukaryota, Fungi, Ascomycota, Eurotiomycetes, Eurotiales, Trichocomaceae. The transcript has a single exon. The coding region runs from base 1 to 1584 and encodes 527 amino acids.
AUGGGUCUGCUCGACUUACCAAAUAAAUUACUAUAUGCAAUAUCAAAGGAAGUUAAAAACCUACACUACUGUGAUGCCCUCAGUACUUUAUAUGCAUUUACAUUGACGCAUUCUGUUCUGUGGCGAUUGUUCGAGCCUGUGCUUUAUCAAUUCGACAUGGAAACCUACAAAGGCCGCGCACUGAAAUGGGGCGUGGAUAAUGAUGCCGUAGAAACCGUGGAAAAGUCUCUAGGCACAAGAACAUGGACCCCGGGUCAUCCUAUGUUGAGUGAGCUUCUGAUGAAAGCAGCUAAGUGGGGAUUUGUAGCCAUUGUCAAGCUUCUUCUUGAUCACAAUGCCGAUAUAAACCACUACAUAGUCCCUCCCUCUAGUUUUCACUUAUAUGAAUUGCGGAACCCUAUGUUAUGCGCGGUAGAAGAAGGGAAAACCGACGUUGUCGAGCUUUUGCUCGAAUACGAUAAACAAGCUGUUAAAUUCCGUGACCCGGUAGGGAUCCCAGGCCGCAUCCCUGCUCAUAUAAACUCACCCCUUUUUUUAGCAGUGAGAAGAAUCCACGUUGACAUUGUGAAACUACUGGUCCACAAGGGUGCCUUGGCUGUGGGACGUCGUGAAACCAGCGACCCCUUGGUGUAUGCUGUAUUGGAAGGAAAUUUAGAACUGCUGGCUGCUCUUCUUGGAGAAGUACACCCUCAAGACAGAGCAUAUAAGCACAGACAGGACAUUUCUUUUCCUGCCGAGCAUCUCGCCAACCUACUCAAAAAAGCAAUCUCUGGUGACGAUGUUGAAGUAGUCGGUCUUCUUCUGAAACACGGUGCUGAUUUCAAUAAGAUGAAAUUAACCAGUGAUGAGGAUUAUUAUGAUGGGUUUAAUUACGGGCAUUAUUAUGGAGAGAAAAAAUUUGAGAGGCUUAGCCGUCACAUGUUGGAAUAUCUUCUCAACAAUGGUCUCCCGUUGGACACGCGGAAAGCGUGGGGAACUGCCCUUUGGCAUAACGUUGUUGAGAAAAGAGAACUAUUACACUUGCUCCUCGCCCACCCACAAGGUCCGAAUACUUUUCGAAAAAAGUACCCCGUUCUCCUCGAAAGGGCGAUCUGGCGUCACAACAAAGAUGAUACGGAGUUUUUGUUGCAGCAAGGCAAAGAGUGGCGUACCCCAGCAGAUCUUUUUCCAGGUCUAUAUUCAGCGAUAUACUCUGGAUAUUAUGGUUCAGCUGCGAGACUUCUCUCAUGCGGUGCUCCCGCCAACGUACCUCCUGGGUUUACCUUUUUAUCACAGGAACACAGCCGAUACCGUCGCCAUAUCAUACGACCGCUACUAUGGAUAGCCACGAAGGGUGACAAUCUUAGAUUAGUGAAGUGCCUACUCGAACACGGUGCUGAUCCCAAUAAGAUCGCUUUCCCUAACCACCUGAAGAGCGCGAAAAAUGCUCUCCAACUUGCUAUUGACCGUAAAAACACGGAUAUUGCAGAGCUGCUGUGUGAUUAUGGUGCAGUUGCGGCCAAUACCACGUCGCAUGACAGGAGCUACACAAUGCGAGUAGUCCAGCGAGGCAAUCUGAAGCUGGCUGAGAGAUAUCUCUCGUAG